CAGCCUGCACGGCCACUAUCAAUCGAUCAGAGAGCGGAAGAUGGCGGCGAAUUGAGGCUGAGGGGAGAGAUCGAUCACCGAAUAACUCGAUCAACCGAGGCAGCUCAAGUGUGCGUUUAUUUGAAAACAAACGAGCACGAAAAAUACCGGAGAGAUCGGCGGACCGCGUUGGAAGGCCACGGUUACACCCUGACAGGCUCCCAUUGGCCAUUCCCCAUUUCAUCAGUGACCACCUCCUUCAAGUGAUGGAUUUUCCAUGGCACAGCGGAAAGGUGCUAGAGCAGUUCAACCAACAGCGACAGAUGGGCCUACUCUGCGACUGCACCUUUGUGGUGGACGGGGUGGACUUCAAAGCUCACAAGGCCUUGUUGGCGGCCUGCAGCAUGUACUUCCGCAUGCUGUUUGUUGAACAGAAGGACAUCGUGCAUCUUGACAUCAGCAAUGCUGCAGGUCUUGGCCAAGUUCUUGAGUUUAUGUACACCGCUAAACUGAACCUGACUCCCCAAAACGUGGAGGAUGUCCUUGCUGUCGCCAGCUUCCUUCAAAUGCAGGAGAUCAUAAAUGCCUGCACUGCCUUCAAGUCCCUAAUGUCACCGCUGCGUGCCGCUGUUGAGCCCUUGCAAACGGAAGGAGAAGCCGACAAGCUGGAGGAGUUACCAAAGACUAAUGCUGGUGACCAGGAUGAUGAUGCAAUAACAUCAACAGGGACAAAGCCCAACGAUAACAGUGCUCAUUCGGCAGAGUAUGAAGAGACAGCAGGUCAGAAUGAGCAGAUAGAAAAUCCAGAAUCUGCAACUUCAGAGCCAACAACAGGGGAGCUGCAAGAACAAACCAGUUUCUCAUUUGUAGAGCCAAUCGAAAAGUCCACAGAGCACACCAGUGAGGCUAAUUUUCAGACCACCACAAGUGAACCACUGGCAACUACUCAGGAAGUGGAACUUGCUGAACUGGUAGAACAUCAUUCUGAAGCUUCUGCCCCAGAGCAUGAAGAAUUGGGUGAGAUAACGGCCCCCAUCCUGACUGAGGAGCAGAACGGGUUGGAAGGGCAAGAGGGUGAAGGUGAAGAUACAAGACACAAUUUUGAAGAGAGUGUCAUUCCAGUGAACAGUGACACCGGACAGUUGACGUACCUGUCAAGUCAGUGUGAUGGAAAAGAAGAAAACCUGCAAAGUGGGCUACCAGAGGAAGAGGAGGAGGAGGAAGAAGAAGAAGAAGAGGAGGAGGAGGAGGAGGAGGAAGAAGAAGAAGAGGAGGAAGGAGCCACCGCCUCAGAUAUGGAUGUUGAUGAGAUGAAAUUGGCCAAAGUAGACGGAAAUGAGAUGGAUGAGUGGGACGAGAAAGAACAAGCGGCUGAUGACAGUGGCUCUGAUAGUCGUCAGAUGCGAGCAGGCACCUUCAAUGACCGUAGUGAGUCCAGAGUUUAUGGCUCUGUCACCCACAAAUGUGAGGAGUGUGGAAAAGAGUUUACACACACCGGCAACUUCAAGAGGCACAUUCGCAUUCACACAGGAGAGAAGCCCUUCACCUGCCGAGACUGCAAGAAAGCCUUCUCUGAUCCAGCCGCUUGCAAAGCCCAUGAAAAAACACACAGCCCACUAAAGCCCUACAGUUGCAAGGAAUGUGGAAAGAGUUACCGACUAGUCAGUCUGCUGAACCUGCACCGGAAACGGCACACUGGGGAGGCACGAUACAACUGUGAGGAGUGCGGCAAGCUCUUCACGACUUCUGGCAACCUCAAGAGGCACCAGCUGGUACACAGUGGCGAGAAACCAUACCACUGCGACUACUGCGAGCGCUCUUUCUCAGACCCCACGGCCAAGAUGAGGCACUUGGAAACACAUGACACCGACAAAGGACACAAGUGCCCUCACUGUGACAAGCGCUUUAACCAGAUUGGCAAUCUGAAGGCUCACAUGAAGAUUCACAUCACCGAUGGACCGCUGAAAUGUAAAGAGUGCGGAAAACAGUUUACUACCUCAGGUAACCUGAAGAGACACCUACGAGUUCACAGUGGAGAAAAGCCGUAUGUGUGCAUGCACUGCCAGCGAGCGUUUGCUGACCCAGGAGCACUUCAGCGUCACGUUCGAAUUCACACAGGAGAGAAGCCGUGCCUCUGCAUGAUCUGUGGGAAGGGAUUCACCCAGGCCAGCUCCUUAAUCGCUCAUGUCCGACAGCAUACGGGGGAGAAGCCCUAUGUGUGUGACCGCUGUGGAAAGAGGUUUGUCCAGUCAAGCCAACUAGCCAAUCACAUCCGCCAUCACGAUAACAUCCGGCCCCACAAGUGCCACGUGUGUAACAAAGCCUUUGUGAAUGUUGGAGACCUCUCUAAGCACGUCAUCAUACAUACGGGCGAGAAGCCAUAUCUGUGUGACAAAUGUGGCCGGGGCUUCAACCGUGUCGACAACCUGCGCUCCCAUGUUAAGACAGUCCACCAGGGCAAGGCUGGUAUGAAGAAGCUGGUCACUAAGUCAGAGGAAGAUAUGGACAAUGACGAAGUCAAUAUUGUGACAGUAACCACCGAUGAAAUUGUCACCUUGGCGACUGAGGCACUAGCAGCCAGUGCAGUCACACAGCUCACAGUCCUUCCUGUAGCAGCAGCAGUGUCAGCCGAUGAAACAGAGGCAUUGAAGGCCGAGAUCACGAAGGCGGUGGAGAAGGUACAGGAGGCAGAUCCUAAUACCCAAAUCCUCUAUGCCUGCGACUCCUGUGGGGAAAAAUUCCUGGAUGCCACGAGCCUGGCUCAGCACGUACGCAUUCACACUGCCCAGGCGCUGGUCAUGUUCCAGGCCGACACAGACUUCUACCAGCAGUACAGUGGCACCACAGCCUGGCAGACCACCGAACAUGUCAUUCAGGCUGGAGAGCUUCUGUUUCGGACCCGUGAGGGGGAAGCUGGAGCCGAAGGAGUGGGCACCGCAGAGGAAGGAGAGCCCGCCGAGAUGGAAUGUGCCGGACAGACAGAGUAACAUCAUUGGCAUCUGAAGCCACGCUGCCCAGAAUCUUGACUUGGAGCCCACUGGACACCCCCCUCUUUUUGUGUUUCCGUCUUCUCAGUAAACCCAACAACAAAUGCCAGCCUAAAAUCUGCCCGCGCUACUCUUGUGUGCUCGUUACACGGCAUGGAUUCACUCAAACCCCUAUGAAAGAAAGAAAAAUAAAAACAGGCCAGGCUUGGCAGUGCCACUCGAUUUGGACGCUGGACAUUCAAAAGUGAGCCUGCCUGAAGCAGCCAAGCGUGGGCGAUCGGGUGGUCCGUCUGCGGUGCAUCCUGCUGUCGCAUUUCACUCGGCUCGCUUGUGUCAGCAGAUGGUGGAGAAAUGGAUACAAUAAAUCCUGUGCUUUGGUGGCAGAGAGAAACCCACAGAAACUGUGAAUGAAAUUGUACCUAAAAAAACAAACGUGCUGCGCUGCUUUUCAAACCGGAAAGAUGAUUAAAAAAAUAAAAAUGUACAUUUGUAGAUUAAAAACUAACUGUAAAGUG
This is a messenger RNA of Erpetoichthys calabaricus (reedfish), 3481 nucleotides long. It is a transcript of the gene zbtb17, whose product is annotated as zinc finger and BTB domain containing 17. Gene Ontology annotation, molecular function: protein binding; RNA polymerase II cis-regulatory region sequence-specific DNA binding; DNA-binding transcription factor activity. The transcript has 15 exons. Bases 246 to 2966 code for a protein of 906 amino acids. The record is from RefSeq and is a predicted model, not a curated record. Gene Ontology annotation, biological process: regulation of immune system process; regulation of cytokine production; negative regulation of transcription by RNA polymerase II. Lineage: Eukaryota; Metazoa; Chordata; Cladistia; Polypteriformes; Polypteridae.